UCAUUAGCCAUUCAAGUAAAUUGUUGUUGCUCUCUGUCUCUCUCUCUCUUUGCCCGGAAACUAUUUAUGUCAUCUACAACUGUCACCUUUCACCGGUAUUGUUCAAUUUCUCUUCUCUCCUGAACAUGUCAACCGGCGUUGUGGAGAAUGUCUUAAAGUUAGUUUGUUCUCACGGCAGCAAAAAAUAUAAUGUGACUUUAAAAUGUCCUGAAGAUUCCACAGAACUCAAUUGUGGACAUCUGUUUUCUGCUGUCGAAAAUGUCACUGGUGUCUCUGAAAACAGGCAACGUUUGAUAUAUAAAGGGAAAUCUCUCACUGAUGCUGCUCAGAAUCUGAGUGAGUUGGGAAUGAAGGAAGGUGCUAUCGUUAUGCUGAUGACUAAGGCAGUACCUUGUAAAGAUGGUGAAACCUUAACAAAAGAAGAAGAGGUUCUUCUAACCAUUGAUAGUGAAGUAGAAGCAAAAGGUCGAUAUCUUCAGGAAUUUACCCAGAAUGUCAUGGACUUCUGUCAAGGCCUUCUACAACGUUGUGACUGUCUUACUGAAAUGUUAAACAUCUGUCCUGCCACCGUGUGAUGAGGUUUUGCAUUGAGUUUCAUCAGCGCUCAUCUUCUGUUUCUCAUCUUGUCCACCUUCACGACAUUUUGCUCAUUUCAUUGUGUUUCUUCCAACUUGUCUUUCCACCCUGAUAUCUUGAAUGUCAGGUAGUUGAUAGAAUUCCUUCAUCAUUACUAGUUACUUGUUACUGUCUGUUUUUAUAUUAGCAUCUGUCUUAUGUACAUUAUGGUGUGCUCCCAAAUUUUUAACAGCUAGGACACGUUAUUAAAAUUUUUAAAGUUGGUUCCCUAGGUUACGAAAAAAAUUAAUCAAAGCUUUUGUAUAAGAAAAUUCUGAAUUUAGCCAAUCAGUGUUGCUUCAUUAAUAUAUUAAUUUUUGGGUAAAAUCUGUAACCCAGGGAAACUGGUGAUGGUCUGUGUAAGCUUAAAAAUCAUUGAAUAUGAGGAGCAGAAGAUAAGUGAAGUUUAUUUUCUGUGAGGCUUAUAGAAGAUAACAUUUUAUUGCUUUGGCUGUUUGUUUGAGUGUGAAUUGAAGUUAUGGGAUUAGAUUUGGUGGGGAGAGUGUUUUCCAAGUAAGAGGACUGGUAUAAGAGAGUGGGAAACCAAGGAAUUGAGGUGGUGAAGGACAAUAAACAUGUCAGAUAGAACGAUAAAUAAACUUAGCUUAAACACAAGAACAGAUACAGUUAAGAUAAUGUGGUCAAGGUAUAAUAGGAAAAGGGACAAGAAGGCAGAUAGGUACAAUACAUCAAACCUCAAUAAAUAGUUAUCGCGAUGGGUUGUAGUAAUGCAGGGAGUGAAAGGGGCUGAUGGUAUAAAGAGUAGAGGCUAAACAGCAGAAGAUAGAGAAGGAACAUGCAUGCAAAUACAUUAUUACAUUCACACGUUUUAUUUACACAUGUGUAUAUAUAUUCAUAUUUCUGUGUAUCUACCCAGAUAAAUAAAGAUACUCAUGUACAUUUUUUAAAAUUCUCAUUAUGGCAAAUAAGCUUUAUAAAUUAUUUUACAUUUAACAUUAAAAACAGAAAAGUUUACACAGCAAUUAAUAAUUAUAUUUCACUUUUAAAUGUGAGAAAGCCAAUUAAAUUUCUACAGCAAGUAUCAUUUGAUUCAGUGGCUUGAUUGGCUUUCUAACUACUUUUGAGUAGUUCUCUCUUCAGUGUCCAAUAAAAACUGGUUUUUAUUUAACAAUUACAACAAAAGACAUUCCCAACUGAUUCAUGAUAAGGAGCUUCACUUCUUCACCAAUAAACACACACCUAUAUAUAUAUAUAUAUAUAUAUAUAUAUAUAUAUAUAUACCUGUAUACAAAUCUCUCUCUUUCUCUACUCUCUCUCUCUCAUAUAUAUAUUAUUGAUUUAUAUCUAUGAAUGUAUAUUUCUCUCUACACACACUCUCACACACAAGUUGUUUAUUGUAUGUUCUGUCCAUAAAGCAUUUGCCUGUAGUCUGAUGUUAUUCUACAGCUUACACUGUUUCAUGUUUCGUAGUAACUGUCUACAUGAACCUCUCUAUUUUUUUAUUUUUUAUUUUUAGAGAGAGUCUAUCUUAGAAUUAGCAAUGUUCAUGUAAAUUGAAACACUACCAUCAAGACACUGGCUCAACUCAACAGUGUCUUGGUAGCAGUGCCUGCUUAAAUUGAAACACCUUCACCAAGAUGGGAAAUUCAACAGUAUCCCUUUACAUUGAAACACUGUCUACAUGUUGAACUAUGUCUUUCUUAUUUUGUAACAUUGCCUACUCUGCUACUCCUCAGCAUUUCCUUCUUUACCCAACAAUGCCUACAUCAGGUUCAGCUGUCUCUUCUCAUAUUGAGACAUUGUCUACUGUAUAGUCAGCAAUAUGUCCUUGGUAUAAACAAUACAGUCUGCUGCCUAUAUAUACAGAUUACACUGUGUUCAUAAAUGAAUUAUGUAUUUUAUCAACAUAGUUUCUUUGUAGACAAAUAAAAAAAACUGAUUAAAAAUUGAUCUUAAAAUGCUAA
Molecule: messenger RNA, 2540 nt
Organism: Octopus bimaculoides (California two-spot octopus)
Lineage: Eukaryota; Metazoa; Mollusca; Cephalopoda; Octopoda; Octopodidae
Product: BAG family molecular chaperone regulator 1
Biological process (GO): protein stabilization
Cellular component (GO): cytosol; nucleus; cytoplasm
Molecular function (GO): adenyl-nucleotide exchange factor activity; protein-folding chaperone binding
Source: RefSeq, a predicted model, not a curated record